CGCGAGUGACCAUAGUGCACCACCUUCCCGACCCGGCAGGUCUCACCGCAGCGCAGUUCCCGACCCUGAGUUUCCCGAGCCGCGAGUGCGUCGACGUCGGCGUGUCUGUGAUAAGUGUCUGUGUCUAUGUGUUUACCGCCCAGAAUUUUAGAGAAUCUCACUAACGGAUAAUAUCAAAAUGUCAAAAUCGAGCGCGUGGGUGACUCUAACAACAAACGAUUCGUACGCACUGGGCGCCCUAGUUCUAGCUGCCUCCCUGAAGAGAGUUGGCACCAAACAUGAACUCGCCAUCCUAGUCACGCCUGGUGUCUCCCAGGCCAUGAAAGCCCAGCUGAGAGCGGCGUUCAACCACGUUGAGGAAGUCGACGUGCUCGACUCGAAAGAUGUGGCCAAUUUGAAGCUGUUGACACGACCUGAGCUCGGCAUCACCUUUACCAAACUCCACUGCUGGCGACUCGUCCAGUACGAAAAAUGCGUCUUCCUCGAUGCCGACACCCUCGUUUUGCAAAACUGUGAUGAAUUAUUUGAGAAAGAAGAGUUUUCAGCAGCACCCGAUGCUGGAUGGCCGGACUGCUUCAACUCUGGUGUAUUUGUGUACAAACCCUCCGCGGAUACAUUUAGCGCCCUUAUUGAUUUUGCCCUUAUACACGGCAGUUUUGAUGGUGGAGACCAAGGACUGUUAAAUUUAUAUUUCAAAGAUUGGGCAACUAAAGAUAUUAGCAAGCACUUAUCAUUUGUAUACAAUAUGUGUUCCACAGCAACUUACUCAUACUUACCAGCCUUGAAACAGUAUGGUCAAAACAUAAAAAUCAUCCACUUCAUCGGGACAAGUAAGCCUUGGUUGCAUCAGUUUAAUGCAGAAACACAAUUAGUCAGUAUUUCAGAAACGACAACUCAUUUAGCUCCAUUUCUGCAAACCUGGUGGGAUCUCUUCUGUACGCAUGUCCAUCCAGUCCUUUCCUCAGAAAUGACAAGCAUUCGCCUCAGUAGCUGGUACUCUUCGCCCUCUUUCUCCUCACCUAAUCCUCCGAAUCUUUCCUUUUCGAGCAUUCCAGAGCCCCUCCCCACUCCUGCUGAACCGUACAUUUUCAGAGACCCUUGGGACGAUUUUCUCAACAAAGUCGAAACCCCAGAAUACCACCCACAAGAGCCUUUUCCACCCCAUGUUACACCCGAAAGUUCGAACUACCACAACGAUAAUUCACAUGAGCAACACACUCAAGAAAGUGGUCGUGAGCAUUAUUCGUAUCAGUCUCAUAGUAUUCACCAUAGUCAUGAUGAGCAUGUUCAGAAUUUUAAUGAAAAAUCAACUCAAGAUUCUCACCCUCCUGACAAUAGUUUUGCAAAUGAUUCCUCCGUUCGUGAUCCUAGUCCUGUAGAUAGUAGUCAAUUGCAGACGGACUCUGCUGGAAAUCAGGAUGAAUCAGGAAUAGCUGGUGCCCUCUCAAAGAUCAAAUUGGGCUCUGCCGCCUCUGCAGGAAAUGCUGUCAUCGAAGACCAUCUUCGCCGCCAAAGUUGGGAACAGGGAGUGAUAGAUUACAUGGGCCGCGAUGCUUUCACAAAUAUCUGGGACAAAAUCUGUCAAACUGUAGGAGGACCUAGUCAACCAGAGAUUCCAGAAGAAACUGUAGAAUCGACCUCCGAGGCACCAGCAGACAUCAAUUUGGUGGCAACGUCUGCCUCAACAGAGCAAGUGUCAGUCACUGCAGUCCAGACAAGCAUAGUAGGAUCAACAAAGACAGAAGUCUCGCAACCACAGCCAGUCAAACAGGCACAAUCAGCUGACGGUAAGAAGACGGUCCCUCCCAUAUCGACAUCAGAGCAAGCACCUUCCACCGCGCAGCCUGCUACGCCGACCGUCAUAGCCCCAACGCCGCCUCUUUCACCGGUUGCGGCAGCCGCAGAAGCAGUGGAAGCUCUGACAGUAAGCGAGGCGCAGCCUCCGGUCCCACCUAAAAGACAUCAAAAGAAAACAGAGGAGGCAGCGUCAUCAGCAGAGAAAGAAGACUCACAACAAAAACAGAAAGGCAAGGGUAAGGGUAAAAAAUGAGAAGGGAACUGCUGAGUUGUUAUAGAUUUUAUUCUUUUUUACUUUUUAAGGCGAUGAGGAAACUCCCCUCGCGCCUUUUUGCUCUUAGUUCAGCCAAAUUGAGAUUUUAGCAUGAAUAUUUGAUGCUUUUGUAUUUAACUCCGUGAAUUAAGUUUUUCUUAUUUGUUUAUGUGCAUCUUAAUGUAUGAGGAGGAAGUAAUGAAAUGUGAAUUACGUUCUUGGGUAGAAAAUUACCUUUCUAAAUGAUGUUGUUGAAUUAAUAUACUGAGAUUAUAUUUAUUUUUCUUUGUUGCCAUCUGAGAAUUAUAUCGUGCUCCUAAUUUUGUCUGUUUGCCUAUUUUGGUUCACAGUUUUAGAUUUAUGAUUUAGUGUCAUUAAAAUUCAGUCCAAAGAAAUCAACGCCUUCUUAAUAUUUCACACUCUGUGAAUGAAAAACGUAAUUGUUCCUUCAAAAAGUUGCAAGACAAAAUAUUAACGCAAUUAAUUUCAUUGAAAAUCCCAACUUAUCAGAUUAUUGUAACUAUUAAUGUUUUUCAAAGUUAUUCAAUUUCAGUUAUAAUUCACCUUUUAGAGUGUCCUAUUGAAUGUUAUUUGCUAACUGUGUAGGUAUUUAUUGGAUAAUUAAUACUCAGUUGCUAUGACGGAAGCAAGGUACAUAGUUGCAGAACCUCUCAGAAGGUUAGAUCCGACAGUUGCUAUUGUUAUUAACUAUUUUAUUUCAUUUAUUUACUUAUUUAUUUUUUCUUGAACAUGCCUUUGGUUGAGAUCUGGUUCUCUACACAAGAAGACAAAAUAAGGGUACAAAAAGCGAAAACACCAUAAAUUUUAAAUUAUUAAAUUGGAGCAAAGCAGAAAAUUUCCUCGCAAAAUAUGUAUUCUUUAUUUAAUUAUCAGAUUAAUUUUUAAUCACCAGAAUGUGUCCUUAGUAAUCUUCAUCAAAGGCAAUGCACUACUUAUUGAAGGGUGGAAAUUACUUUUGUUACCUUUUUAUAAAAAUUUGGAAUCCUCUCGGCUAGUCUUUUGUUCUGUUGGCACUUCCUUUGUCUUUUUUUAUGCACUAAAUUUAACAGACAUUUUUUAUGCGUUUGUAUGUCCUCUUUGUUACUUGUAUUCUUAUUUUAAUAAAUUAUUUUAACUUUUUUGAAAAAUUGUA
This is a messenger RNA of Bemisia tabaci, 3203 nucleotides long. It is a transcript of the gene Gyg, whose product is annotated as glycogenin 1. The record is from RefSeq and is a predicted model, not a curated record. Lineage: Eukaryota; Metazoa; Arthropoda; Insecta; Hemiptera; Aleyrodidae. Gene Ontology annotation, molecular function: glycosyltransferase activity.